Messenger RNA from Elephantulus edwardii (Cape elephant shrew), 1488 nucleotides. It is a transcript of the gene TCTE1, whose product is annotated as t-complex-associated-testis-expressed 1. Gene Ontology annotation, molecular function: protein binding. Gene Ontology annotation, biological process: flagellated sperm motility. NCBI's taxonomy places the organism in Eukaryota, Metazoa, Chordata, Mammalia, Macroscelidea, Macroscelididae. Gene Ontology annotation, cellular component: sperm flagellum. The transcript is spliced from 4 exons. The record is from RefSeq and is a predicted model, not a curated record. The coding region runs from base 1 to 1488 and encodes 495 amino acids.
AUGCAGGACAAUCAGCCGGUGCCAGACGCUGACAAAGUCACAGACACAACCCAGGAAGAGCCCUCCACUACAGACCAGGUCACAGACACAGCCUUACAGUCCAGGAGGCCUACAGGCACGGCCUCACCCAUCAAAGCCAAGAAGAGCGGGACACCCAACGUACACCGGUUGCGCCGGAUCAUCGCUGAGGAUGCUGAGUGGUCACUGGCCAUUGUGCCCCUGCUCACAGAGCUCUGUAUUCAGCACAUUAUCAAGAACUUCCAGAACAACCCUAUCCUGAAGCAGCUGCUCCCCCAGCACCAGCAGCAGGUCCUGGACCACCUGUCCCCAGACCUGCCUCUGUCGGUAACCGCCAACCUGAUCGAUGAUGAGAACUACUGGCGCCGCUGCUGCAUUCAGCGCUGGCCCGUGUGCCACGUGGCCCGGCACGGGGGCAGCUGGAAGCGCAUGUUCUUCGAGCGGCACCUCGAGCACCUGAUAAAGUACUUCAUUCCCGGCACCACAGACCCCUGCGUCAUCCUCGACCUGCUGCCGCUCUGCAGGAACUACGUGCGCAGUAUCCGCGUGGAUCAGUUCCUCCCGCCAGUUCGGUUCCCAUCCUCACCCCGGGACAGAGACCAAUCCGAUUCCGGCAGCGAGGGUGAGCUGGAGGAGCUCACCAUCGACCACUACCAGCUGUGUGACCUGGUCGCGGGCCUGCCACACUUGGAGGAGCUAGACUUGGUGUAUGGUGUCAAGGACUGUGGCAUGAACUUCGAGUGGAACCUCUUCCUCUUCACCUACCACGACUGCCACGCACUGGCGGCCACCAUCAAGGCGUGCCACACCCUUAAGGUCUUCAGGCUGACUCGGAGCAGGGUAGAUGACGACAAGGCACGCAUCCUGAUCCGUAGCCUCCUAGACCACCCUGCCCUUGAAGAGCUGGACCUGUCACACAACCUCAUCGGAGACCGUGGCGUGCGUGCUGCUGCCAAGCUCCUGAACCACAGCCACCUGCGUGUACUCAACCUGACCAACAACCAGGUGCGGGCCCCAGGCGCCCAGGCGCUGGCUCACGCCCUGGCACACAACACCAACCUCGUUAGCCUCAACCUACGCCUCAAUUGCAUCGAGGACGAGGGAGGCCAGGCAUUGGCCCAUGCCUUGCAGACCAACAAGUGCCUCACCACGCUGCACCUCGGGGGCAACGAGCUGUCUGAGCCCACCGCCACACUGCUGUCCCAAGUGCUCUCUGUCAACACCACGCUCACUAGCAUCAAUCUAUCCUGCAACCACAUUGGCCUGGAUGGUGGGAAGCAGCUCCUUGAGGGGAUGUCAGAUAAUCACACCCUCCUGGAGUUUGACCUUCGCCUGUCGGAUGUGGCUCAGGAGAGCGAGUACCUCAUCGGCCAGACCCUCCAUGCUAACCGUGAAGCAGCCCGCCAGCGGACCUUGAAUCCUGACCACUCCUUGUCGCCCCUCAGCAGUGGCCCUGAGAAUCCAGGAUGA